AAAAUCUCUAAUAAGAGGUGAAGGGGAAACAGGAUAGUAACCGAGGUGGAGCUGUGUGAGUCUUACAUUUUCAAGGCGGCACUUUUCCCUCACACUCUGCCAUUAUCCUCUCUUAAGUCUCUCUUUCUCAUUUCCUCUCCAUUCCCACUCCCAUCUUCCUUCCCAAACUCACUUUACCUACACUAAUGGCUUCUUCGGUGAUUGGAGUUUCCUCUAUCCUCCAUACUCCUUCUAUAGAACUUUCAUCUAGGAGGCCCCACUCAGCAAAUCCCACUUUAUCCUCUUCUUCUUUUUCCCUGCACUCGUGUGAGAAGUCUCACUUCAGUUCUUUGGUGGCCAGUGGCGGAGGUGGAGGUGGAGGAGGGAGACCCCCUUUGGUUCUUCAGAGUAGUGCCCACUAUAAACAUGGGCUUUCUUUUGUUCCUUCUGCUAUUGCUACUUCCAAUUCUAUUCUCAGUGAAGAGGCCUUCAAAGGCCUCAGUGGCGGCCUCCCUGAUUUUGAUGAUGAUGAUGAUGAUGAUGAUGUUGGAAGCAGAGACUAUGAGUCUGAAACUGAGACCGCCGGUGGUGAGAGUCUUCCUGAUGAAGAUGAACUUGCCAUUUCUAAGUUGGGUUUGCCCCAGAGACUUGUUGACUCUCUUGAGAAACGUGGAAUUACUCAUCUUUUCCCCAUUCAGAGGGCUGUUCUAAUUCCGGCACUAGAAGGUAGAGAUCUCAUAGCUCGGGCAAAGACCGGGACUGGAAAGACUUUAGCCUUUGGUAUCCCAAUAAUUAAACGCCUUACUGAAGAUACUACACAAACAAGUCCACAGAGACGAACUGGUCGGCUUCCCAGAGUUUUGGUCCUAGCACCAACUCGGGAAUUAGCAAAGCAAGUGGAGAAAGAAAUUAAUGAGACUGCACAUUACUUGAAUACUGUUUGUGUUUAUGGAGGGGUUUCAUAUAUCACACAGCGAAAUGCUCUUUCUCGUGGGGUUGAUGUUGUGGUUGGAACUCCAGGUCGAAUCAUUGAUUUGAUCAACAGCAAUAGCCUUAAAUUGGGAGAAGUUGAGUAUUUGGUCCUUGAUGAAGCUGAUCAGAUGCUUUCAUUUGGUUUUGAGGAAGAUGUGGAAGUAAUUUUAGAAAAUCUCCCAUCAAAACGACAAAGCAUGCUUUUCUCUGCAACCAUGCCUACUUGGGUGAAAAAGUUGGCGAGGAAAUAUUUGGACAACCCUCUUCAAAUUGAUUUGGUUGGUGACCAAGAGGAAAAGUUGGCAGAAGGAAUCAAACUCUAUGCCAUAUCAACCACUGCGACAUCAAAGCGGAGCAUUCUUAGUGAUCUCGUGACAGUUUAUGCAAAGGGUGGAAAGACUAUUAUCUUUACUCAGACUAAACGAGAUGCUGAUGAAGUCUCAAUGGCAUUAACAAAUAGUAUAGCUUCUGAGGCAUUGCAUGGUGAUAUAUCUCAGCAUCAGAGAGAGAGAACUUUAAAUGGUUUCCGGCAAGGAAAAUUUACAGUGCUUGUUGCCACAGAUGUUGCUUCUCGUGGGCUUGAUAUUCCAAAUGUUGAUUUGGUUAUCCAUUAUGAACUUCCCAAUGAUCCCGAAACUUUUGUGCAUCGAUCUGGUCGUACUGGACGUGCAGGCAAGGAAGGUACUGCCAUUCUGAUGUUCACUGGCAGUCAAAGGAGGACAGUUAGAUCCCUUGAGCGUGAUGUGGGGUGCAAGUUUGAGUUUGUUAGUCCACCAGCAACUGAGCAGGUUUUGGAGUCAUCAGCUGAGCAAGUGCUCGCUGCUCUAAAUGGAGUGCACCCUGAGUCUGUUGAAUUUUUCACCCCAACUGCCCAGAGAUUGAUUGAAGAACAAGGCACAAGUGCUCUUGCUGCUGCACUUGCACAUUUGAGUGGAUUUUCCCAACCUCCUUCAUCUCGGUCUCUUAUUAACCAUGAGCAGGGAUGGAUAACAUUGCAGUUGACAAGGGAUCCAAGUUAUUCUAGAGGGUACUUGUCUGUUAGAUCUGUCACUGGUUUUCUUAAUGAUGUUUAUACUGCUGCUGCUGAUGAAGUUGGAAAAAUAUAUUUGAUUGCUGAUGAAAAGGUUCAAGGGGCAGUUUUUGAUCUUCCAGAGGAGAUUGCUAAAGAGUUAUUGAAUAAGCAAUUGCCACCUGGAAAUAAUAUUUCUAAAAUCACAAAGUUGCCUUCAUUACAAGAUGAUGGGCCUCCUAGUGAUUACUAUGGCAGGUUUUCUAGCAGGGAUCGAGGUGCUAGAGGAGGCAGUAGGGGAGGCCAGAGAGGUUUUAGAGCUUCCCGGGGUUGGGGCGGUGGUCGAGAUUUUUCUGAUGAUGCUGAAGAUACAUAUAGGCGUGGACAACAUGGUCUUCGAAGCUAUUCAAGAAGCAGGAGCAGCGAUGAUUGGCUGAUUAGUGGUAGAAGAUCAAGUAGGCCGUCACCACGGGACAGAAGCUUUGGAGGUGCUUGUUUUAACUGUGGGCAGCCUGGGCACAGAGCAUCAGAUUGUCCUAACCGGGGAGCCUUUUAGUUCUGAUCCUGUAAAAAUCAGGUUUGUCAGCAAACAGAACAAGUUACAGGUUGCUGGUGGGAGUUCCUGUUCAGCUCUUUUGUUUGCAACCAUAGGCCCUGUAAUUUUCCCAGGGAAGGAGUUGGGGGAACCGAGUUUUAAUCUCUACCCUUCUCUCCCUCCCUCUCCCAACCACUGCUGUCUGAAAGGAUAAUCCAUUGUAAUGGGAUUUUAUUUAGGCAGUGACAUUGUUAAUCUUUGAUUCUGUUUAGUUGUACGUUUUCUUUUGCUCCCUCUCACUCAUAUUUUGCAAGGGAGAUUCAAACCACAUACCUCUUGUUAUGUAAUUAUUUGGUUAGAAUUAACUGAAAAGUGAAGUGUUAGAAAGUUAAAAA
Hevea brasiliensis (rubber tree) is the source of this 2890-nucleotide messenger RNA. RefSeq names its product DEAD-box ATP-dependent RNA helicase 3, chloroplastic. Lineage: Eukaryota; Viridiplantae; Streptophyta; Magnoliopsida; Malpighiales; Euphorbiaceae. Gene Ontology annotation, molecular function: helicase activity; zinc ion binding; RNA binding. The transcript is spliced from 10 exons. Bases 186 to 2516 code for a protein of 776 amino acids. The record is from RefSeq and is a predicted model, not a curated record.